UCCCAAAUUCAUUGGCGAUUUGUUGUUACCUUGUAUCAUGAAGGCAUAUGUAUGCAUUUAUUUAUGUUUUAUUGCCUCAGCUUUGUGCUUAAAAUGCAGCACACGCAAAGGCUGUAAAGGUUCGGAAAACCAAAAUAUCCCAACUAAAGCUAUAGACUACUGGGUGAUUGUUGGUGAUUUACAAGAAUCGUGCAGUACUUGCAUAUGCAGAGAAGUAAAAAAAUACACGAAUUCAUGCAUCGAAGCAGUUGAUGAAUACAACGAGAAAGGGAUGAAGAAAAGCUCAUUAGGCAAUCGCUUAAAGGGAAUUUCUAUUGAUACAGCGCAUGAUGUAAUUGAUGAGGAAGUUGAACUUCCUAAAAAGAAAGCAAUAUCUAUUGAAUGUGAAGACGCGCCCUCUCCAAUUUUUGAUGAGGAAUCAGGAACUUUUAGUUUUCCCGCCUUAAAAUACGUGCAUUUCUAUUACGUCGAAAAGGAAUCGUUCUGUUGUCAGAGACAAAUGUCGAAGGAAAAGCUGAAUUCGUUAUGUGAAGUCAAGUAUGAUGAUAGAUGCCACGCAAGAAUUGUUGAAAAGGGCGACAGUUCCAAGCUUUGUGGAGUAAAUUUUUCAAUCGCGCAACGGACAAGGUCUCUGAAGAACAACAACAACAAAAAGAAAGCUAGUUAAAAAUAAAUUACCCCAUUAUAUCAAAAUUCAGAACUUUAGAGUAAGAAAAAAACAUUGGCCCAUAAUCAGGAGUUGGGUGGUCAUCGAAGUUUGUAUAACCGGUCAUAUCUGACUAUUCAUUUCAACAAUCUCGAAAAUCUUUAGAUAUUUUUCAUGUUACUCAUAAGUCAUAAGUAAUUGCGGACAGCUUUUACGUUCUGCCAUCCCGUUAGAGAUAUUGGGAUAGUGAUACCUAAAAUCUCAUUUUCCAUUGGCUGAUGUACUUUUUUGUUUGUUUUCAUUCUUAUAUUUAUAUUAUUUACGCUCUUCAAAUCGUGUAUUUUUCAAAUAUAUAUUAAAAAAUGUACGUCGUCAACGUUUAUUUGACUGCUUGAUGCAGUGAGGUUUUAAAUAUAGGUGAAAUUUUGUUGCGUAGGUUAUCACGCGGUCAGAUCUGGUAAUUCUAUAUGUAACACACAGGGUUAAAGAAGUUAGAACUAUCAAACA
Messenger RNA from Styela clava, 1153 nucleotides. RefSeq lists its product as uncharacterized. Lineage: Eukaryota; Metazoa; Chordata; Ascidiacea; Stolidobranchia; Styelidae. The record is from RefSeq and is a predicted model, not a curated record.